AGGUGAAUAUGUCUCCUACUUAUACUGGCUUAAGAAAGAUAAGACAAUUGGCCAAAAUACAAAGGAUAAGAGAACAAGUAUGGAAAGAUAGAAAAGGAAUAGUGGAAAAGGAUCCUUAUGCAGUGGACACCCUAUUGGAACGAUUUCCAACUUUAUCAACGGAAGAAAAGCAACAAUUGCAAUCGAUUGAACAAGGAAUAGCACCUGCCACAGGACAAUCUUAUGAUUAUCUUUUUGCCAAUAUAUUUGAUAGAGCCCUUGAAACUCCACCUCCUGGAGUACGUUCUCUCCGAAAGCCUUUAAGGAAGAAACCAAAGGAACCUCAUUUUGAACAUCACUUACAACCUCGUAUAUGGGAUAAUCCAUAUUGUGAAUUUCGUGAAUCAGAAGCACAAGAACGUUGGAAAGCAAAAUUGGCAAGAUUGGAAGCAGAAGGAAAAAGUCCUAAACAAAAAGCAGAAAAUAAAAGAACGACGAGAAAGAAAUAGUAGAGUUGUCCAUUUUCUUAUUUGAGUUCAUGUGGAGAUCCUAUUUGCUAUUUUGGAUAGAAAAGAUUGUUGAAAGUAUUCGUUUAUUAAAUGAGUCACCUCGAGAACUUUGGCUUAUUUAUGCCAUCAAGUUUUUAUCUUCUUUUAGUUACUUUUCUU
This is a messenger RNA of Galdieria sulphuraria, 647 nucleotides long. RefSeq lists its product as uncharacterized. The coding region runs from base 9 to 488 and encodes 159 amino acids. The transcript has 2 exons. The record is from RefSeq and is a predicted model, not a curated record. NCBI's taxonomy places the organism in Eukaryota, Rhodophyta, Bangiophyceae, Galdieriales, Galdieriaceae.